Molecule: messenger RNA, 279 nt
Organism: Plasmodium vinckei vinckei
Lineage: Eukaryota; Apicomplexa; Aconoidasida; Haemosporida; Plasmodiidae
Product: conserved Plasmodium protein, unknown function
Exons: 2
Coding region: 1-279 (92 amino acids)
Source: RefSeq, a predicted model, not a curated record
AUGGAACAAAAAGGAGACAGGAAAAAGAAAAAAAAAAAAAAGGAAAAAGAAAAGGACCCCAGCUAUUUCUCCGAUACCAUAACAUUUUGUGGAACUUUUAUGCGUGACUCUAUGAUAAGCGCAGCCGAAGUUGUUCAAAAUAAUUAUUAUCCCAUUAAAGAAUCGUUAAUAAAUAUAUACGAUCAGUAUUUUAGUGAGAACAACCACCACAGUAAUACUCGCAUUACUGGGAACGUCCCAAUUUUUAUGGUGAAGGCAAGUGAUAUAAAGCCAAAAUAA